Molecule: messenger RNA, 3788 nt
Organism: Gryllus bimaculatus (two-spotted cricket)
Lineage: Eukaryota; Metazoa; Arthropoda; Insecta; Orthoptera; Gryllidae
Source: the annotation of a GenBank genome assembly
GAAACUGAAAAGUGAAGAAAAUUAAAAAAGAAAUGUUCUUUGAGCAGUGAUGGAGGGCAGCUGGCACGAGUAUGUGGCAAGUCGGAAAAGCUAGCCGAGACCAAACGAAAUAUAAAACUAAUCUCAAUUAGUGCAAUGUUGAAAAAGGGACUCGGGCAGUCUCCUUGUAGAACGCCAUUAGUCUGCAUGAAUUAUUAUGAUUUUGUUGCGUUGUCAGCUAUGGUUACUGGUCAUAGAAUUAAGGUGUAGGAUGUCUUUUGCAGCGGCAAUGCCACCGAUGGAAACUACUCUCUUGUGAUGGGCCUUGAGGCGCUGUUGUAAAAAUUGCAGAAUAAAAAAAAAUUGUCGAUUGUAGCGCUCCCGGUGGAAGAGGGCAUCGUUUACUCGUCUUGCGAAGCGAAUGCUUGGGGCAGCUGGCAGGUGUUGGUGAUGUUUGUCCGCAUCCGUCUGUCAGUAGAAUGUUUCGACCCUUAAGUGUUGUGGACUUCGUUUUCCGAUAAUAGUGAUUAAUGCUGGAUAAUCAAAUUAAUAUUGGUUCCAAUCAAUAAUGGCAUCAAUGAAAAACAGUCUGAGAAAUGUUAGUCCACGCCCAGAAAUUGCACGUUGUAAGGAAUCAAGAGAACAUUGGCUUGUCUAUAAUGUGAGAAAAGAAAUUAGAGUGUGGCCAGAAAAAUUACAGAAUUUAUUCACCGAAAUUGAGGGUGAGGUCGAUGAGGAAAAUGAAUUGUUAAAGACAUUUCAAGAUCUGGUUGAGCUAAACAGGGUUGUUGAGGGUGAGGUUGAAGUCAGCAAUUCAAAAGAAUAUGUCAUGCUUAUUGAAAAAUGUUUGAAUUAUCUGAAUGAAAAUGCCCCAUAUUUACCCCCUUGUAAGGCCCCCUAUUAUGAACCAGAGAGUGCCAAUGUUACUGAAUUAUCUGAUAAUAUUCCUGUAAACACUGAUAAUAUUCCUAGACAGAUUCCUGUAAACACCAGUGGAAGCUGCUUUUGGUUAACUUUAGCGAUUGUUGUGCCAGUCUUGUCAGUGUGUAUAUAUAUUUCUCUAAAUUCACAAGUUAAUACAGAUGUUGAACCUAACAAGAUAGCCGAGUGGACACAAAAUAUUAAAGAUUUACAAAAACAAUUCCCAUCCCAGAAUGAAAAGAUAUGGUUCAGUAUAAUGUCUGGGGUGAAGACAAUUGUGACUGAAAAACCUACAAAGCCAAGUGUGCUUCUUUUGUUGCAUAAUGAUAAGAAAACAUCAGCUUGUCUUGCUGAUCAAGUGGGACAGAACGCAGUCAGAUUGCUCAGUGACACAUCACAGAAACCUAUUGUUAUCCAAGGAGAAGAAUUAAAGUUGAAUGACUCUCUUACAAAGGAUUAUGGUUUAUUUACAGAGUCAUAUAAACAUGAUAUUGAAAAGAUACAUGUUAUGAUUGUGCAUGACCUUCAGGAAGUUCCUGGUACAAUUGCUCAGACAUUUCACGUUCUAUGCGAUGUAGAAAAUCCUUUAGUUCGUAAUGCUGCAUUUUUAUUCACUAUGCAGGUGGAUGAAAAAGAAAAAAAGACUCCAACAAAAAUUGCUGAAGACUAUUUGAAGAAUAUAUGGAAAGAUACAUUGUCCGAUGAUAUACUGGAUCCUUUGAUAACAAGAAUUACUGAUGCUGUGGAGUCUGUGAAAAUGGAAUCAAUCUUACCUUGUUAAAUGUUGUUUUGAGACUAUUCCUACACAACUGCAAAGUUAAGAACUAUUGAACCUAAAUAUCUCACACUGUGGUAUUGGUGUUAGUGAAGAACGACAUGUUCAUACCUACUUCACUAUAUUUAUGAAGCUGAAUAAAAAUUGGGAACUUGGUUUUUUGUUUAUCCUCUGCUAAAGUCCACAUCUAUUAUGCUGCAAGUUACAUUCCUGAAUUUUCUUAAUUUUUUUAUUUAUCAAAAACUAUUAAAGUGUAAAGUGUGAAAUGCACAAAGGAUGUUUGGGAGCAAACUUUAUAACAGCUAAAGUGUUCAAAAUGAAUCUUGCUGUUAAAACACUACAUACGUUAAGAUCACUUUAGGCAUUUUACUUGCUGCUUGUGUAGUCUCCUUUUAUUUUGAGAAGUUAAUGAUCAAGUGAAUUUCUGUAUAAAGUUUUCUUUCCAAAAAGUUUUACAUUUCAACAUUAAUCAUAACCUGCAAAUAGGUUAUUUGACUUCCAUACUAAAAUCUCAGAUUGAUCAGCAAAGUUAGGACAAAAAUAAAUGCAUAAUAAAAACAGGAAAGCUGUAUGUUUGCCAUUUUUGCUUCAAUGAUUUAAAACUUACUUAUUGUAAUCUGAAAUUGGUAACAUUUCAAAUUCCAAUUUUUUAUAUACACAAACUCAUAAUAAAUUCAAGUGUGGUAAAUGAUAAAACAUGCGUAUCCAAAUUUUCUGUUGAUUUACUUUAAUAAAAGGCAAUAGAACUUUACAUCUGUUUCUUUUAUUUACAAUAAAGUCUCACUCAGCAUAUACUGUCAGUAAUAAUUGUUUUUCCAGAAAGUUCCAACAGUUUAUUCAGUAAAGCUGUAUGCAAUUAAAUGACUAGGUUUUAAAUAGAACAUGUCAAUUUUGUUUUCACCAUCCAUUGCAACACAUUCCAUAGAAAUGUACAAAGUUCACCCCUCAUACUUUGCGUGACAACUAGCAAUAUGAAUUCAGAUUAGUAGUCAUCUUUUCCUAUUGUCAAUUCAAAAAGAGCUGCUUCACCUGCAGUCCCAAGUUUUACUUCAGCGUUUGAAGAUUACUAAUUAUUGCACCAACCUAACAAUAUACUCUGAACUGCAUUAAGAUUUUAAAAUAUAAAACUAGCUCACUAAAUCAGUAAUACACUAAGUCUUAACAGUUGGGGGGGGGGUUAUUAACCAUUUCAUGAUCUACAAGGUGCCAAAGCACACAAAAUAAAACAAUAUUCAAAAGCAAAAUGAACAAUUUUAAUUGCUAAACAUCUCUGGUGCAUCCUUGAAUUAGCAAACUGGUGAUACUGUUUAAAUACAUCAGGAAAGUACACCACUGGUGAUAAAUCCGAUGGAAGUACACAUGCAGCAUGCAUGCAGUAAUGUCUUUAACAAUUAGUGCAGUAGCUGCAAGAGAACCAAGUAUCACAGUUCAAACUUGAGAGAAACAUGCAUGUUCUAUUUACCACUGGAAGUACUUAGGAUCAAAAUUUUGUUGGUCCACAGUCAAAAGAAAGGGAUAGAACAGUCAAAGAUUCAUUAUUUUUCUCUCAUAAUAACACUACCAUGAAUCAUGUGACAAAGUUGUAACUACUACUUGAAUUGAUAAAUAUUUUUAUGUCCCUUAUGUUAACAUUUCAGUCACAUUUUUAAAUUUACAUUCAUAUAGAUAUAUUUAUACAUUCAUGUAAAAUGAAAUGUUUGAAAGCACCACAUUUCAAAUUAACAAAAUUUAAAAAAUAAAAGAAGAAAAGACAAUGAAUAAAUUUUGCUCAGUCAUAUAUUGCAUAACAUUUUCUGUAUUAGAAAUUUAAUUUAACAAUUCAACAAAGGAAAGAAUAAUCUUGCUCUUGCCACAUCAACUUAAAUAAUUUGGUAUCACUGCAAAACUUCUGUAUGCUAAGUUUUCUUACAAUGCACAAAUACAAUAUCAGACACUUAGCCCCCAAUGAACCAUAAAAAAUGUCAAAUACAAUGGUGGCAUUACAUGUCCUUCAGAUACAGUUUAUAGAAAUACGCAAAUACACAAAAGUGAAAAAUGUUGAGACGUUAUACAUAUGUACUGUUACAUUUUGUCUGACAAUAAUAAUAAUAAUAAUAAUAAUAAUAAUAAAUAU